This is a messenger RNA of Caenorhabditis angaria, 624 nucleotides long. Lineage: Eukaryota; Metazoa; Nematoda; Chromadorea; Rhabditida; Rhabditidae. The record is from the annotation of a GenBank genome assembly.
AUGCUUCUCGCCACCCUCCUCUUCUCCCUAAUCCCCCAAAUCAUCCCCGAACAAGUUCCACCAUUUCUAACCCAUCACGAGGCCCAAUACGUGGCCUUCACUCUGAUCCGGGCCAUUGUUUCCGAAGGUCCCACCGUCGAGAAACUUGGUCGAGUCUUCAAAGAUCCAUUUUUGGUCGCCGGACUUCCGACAAAGGUGGAGGAAUUUGUGGAAUAUACUAAAGCAAAAAAUCAAUUUCGCAAACAACAUCAGAACGUCAGUGAUGAAUUGAUUCGACAAAGAUCAGAAGAAGAUCUAGAACUCUUCGAAGAUCGAAAAGCGAUUCUAUACUACCGUACCAAGCAACAUAAUCCCCAGAAAUUCGAAAAAGUUUACAAUGAGCAAGACAAAGCUUCCUUCGAAAAUUGGGCCAAACAACAUUCUUCCAAAACUUUGAUGCUGAAUUCGGAGAACAAACAAUUCUUGAGCGAGAAUUUUCAUGAAAUUGAGAGGAAUUUCGGAUCUUUCAAUUUCACCUUCAGAUUCCUGGAAUAUUCCGAUGUUUAUAAGGUUGUAGAAUUCGAGAAAAGUUUUUAUAUCGAAGAAAUUCGAUAUGCAAAGGAUGAUAAUGAAAAGUUUCUUUAG